Molecule: messenger RNA, 585 nt
Organism: Cutaneotrichosporon cavernicola
Lineage: Eukaryota; Fungi; Basidiomycota; Tremellomycetes; Trichosporonales; Trichosporonaceae
Gene: NHP2
Exons: 3
Coding region: 1-585 (194 amino acids)
Cellular component (GO): nucleolus
Molecular function (GO): RNA binding
Source: RefSeq, a predicted model, not a curated record
AUGGCCAAGGACGCCGAGCUCAAGGAGGAGAAGAAGAAGAAGCGCAAGUCGGACGUUGCCGACCUCGCCGCCGAUGACAAGAAGGCCAAGAAGGAGAAGCGCAAGUCCCUCGCUGCCGACGCAGACGACAAGGCCGAGUUCGACGUCCCUAUUGAGGCUAUUACCCCUAUCGCCGUGCCGCUCGCGGGCAAGAAGCUGUCCAAGAAGCUGUUCAAGACGGUCAAGCGCGCCAGCAAGGCGCGCCAGCUUAAGCGCGGUGUCAAGGAGGUCGUCAAGAGCCUGCGGAAGGGCGAGAAGGGCCUGCUGCUCCUCGCGGCCAACAUUACGCCUGUUGAUGUCGUGUCUCACCUUCCUGUGCUCGCUGAGGAGACCAAGGGGGUCGAGUAUGCGUGGGUGCUGAGCAAGGAGGAGCUCGGCGCCGCGUCCGGCACCAAGCGCGCGACCUCGUGCGUUCUUGUUUGCGCCACCCCACAAAAGCGCAAGGACGCCAAGGCACCAUCCGCCGAGGACAUUGCCGAGUGGAAGGAGCCGCUCGACGAGUGUCUCGACGAGGUGAAGAAGCUCGAGGCCGUCGUUCAGGCCUAG